Uranotaenia lowii is the source of this 7759-nucleotide messenger RNA. Its product is annotated as poly(A) RNA polymerase gld-2 homolog B-like. Gene Ontology annotation, molecular function: poly(A) RNA polymerase activity. Lineage: Eukaryota; Metazoa; Arthropoda; Insecta; Diptera; Culicidae. The coding region runs from base 568 to 5268 and encodes 1566 amino acids. The transcript has 8 exons. Gene Ontology annotation, cellular component: cytosol. The record is from RefSeq and is a predicted model, not a curated record.
UCCAUCUGUAAGAGUCCCUGUGGGAAUGCCGCAUUCCACGCGCCGUUAGGCUACCGAAGAUGUAAUCUAAUCGCCGUCGUUUAGAUUUUUGGCAUCUCUUAAACCAAACCAGACCGACUGUGGAAAAAAGUGUACGAUACAUCAGAUCUGAAGAGACCGGCCAAUCGUUACCGGAUCUUUGAACCAUCAGCAGGGAAGCUAAGUUCGCCGCAAUCCGCUGUUCCGAACAUCAAGGAUACAUCCUAGCUUGCAUGAUCUACAGUUGUGGGCUACUUUUUCUCUGAACAAACCCGUUAGAUAGCAGGAGCAUCAAUAAUUUAAUUCUACUAUUCAUAAGUUAAAACUGCCCAACGAAAGUUGUACUCGCAAUCAUCAUUUUGAAUCCGUUUUGUUUUCCGCCCCGACAAAUGCUGUUAUAUUUAUUUUUUAAAAGGGAGUUUAUUUAUUUAUUUAUUUAGUAUUUAUUUGCUCCAUUUGUUCACAACCGUUAAUCUCCUACCCACGAGACGUGGGGCUCGAAAGUUUGUUAAAACUGGCUUCCCAAAAGCAGAUUAGAAAUAAAGCUUAAUGUCUACGAAAAAAAUGCACCCGCCGGCUGUGAUACAACAUGCCACCGGUCAAACUGGCGGCAAAGGCGGCCUUCUACCGACUCAAGGCGGUGGUAAGGCAGCGACCAAAGAUCGCCAGAAUGUGGAAAAUAUUGUUCCAACUAGUAAUGGAACCGAGGGAGCUACAAACGGCAGUAGUAGUUCUCAAAAUGCGAGCGCAGGUGCCGCCAACAACGUCGUCCCAGGUGGGGGUAAAAAGGGGGCAACAACUAAAACCAACACCGGCGGCACAAUGGUCAUCAACUCUACGAAUCUCGGCAAGCCAGUCAUCGCUGUUGGUGGUUCAGCCAUGUCCACAUUGAAUACCACCAAUCGAAGGAAGAACCAUCGAAUAAAUUCUCCCAAUCGUAGGCGCCAGGAGCAACAAACCAUUUUCAACAGCCUUAAGGCUUGGAAUGAUAAAAUUGCUCCGGCCUUCAAAUCGAUCACUGCGGAGAAGAAAUCGUCUACCGCAACCGGAGCAGAACCCAAAGUGAUCGCCGAAAAAGCAAAUAAGCCAAAAAGCGAUUACAAAGGCACUGUAAAUAAUGGCCCUUCCCCUGCCGUCAGCGGAACGAGUGGCGGCAACAGCAAUACUAGCAAUAAUAGUAACAGUAAUAGUAAUAGUGUUAGCAUUAAUGGUAGCAUCAGCAGCACCAGCAGUAGCAAUAGCAAUACAAACCAUAAGACCACCGCCAAUAAGAAAUCGAGUUACCAGCAACCGUCGUCCAUGGCGAUCCCUGUGGUCAGUGCUGCGAAUCCCGCCGUAGGUGUAUUGAUGGUUCAGCCAAGCAGCAGCAGCAGCAGCAUUAAGAAGCCGGAAGAUGUCACUGCUGGUUGCAAUAAUGGUGGUUCCAAUGCCCCACCAAGUGGCGGCAACGGAGUCGUUGCCCAAGCACAUGGAAACACCAAUCCUCCAAGGCCCUCGAAUUCGGACCCUAGCAAAAGCAGCUCGGUCAAGUUGGAUAAAAAGCCUCUGAGUACGAAUGUAAGUUAUGGAAACGGCGCCAGUCACCACCGCAAUCAGCUUUCAACUUCAGCAGGAUGUUUCGUUCCAAAUUCCACACACGGGACAGUGCAGCAAGAUUCCGUUUCUUCGUGUUCUAACGGUACAUCAGUGGUAACAACUGUAUCCUCGGGUUCUACGAAUGGAGCAAUUGCAUCGGGAGGAACUAAUGCUAACAAAUCUGGCUCUACCAGAUCGUCCAAUGCAGGAAAAGUUCUACUUCCUAACGUACAUCCCUUGACUGGGGCUCCUUUGGACCCUGUAUCAAUGUUUCAAGGUAAGAUGAGGAACUCAAUGAAAAUGGAAAAUUUUUUGGUUGGGCCACAAUCCCACAUUCCUCAUCAUCACCAUCAUUCGAAUGGUCUUGGUCAUCAACAAGGACAAGCACCUCAGCAUGGGCCUGGUCAGCAACAGCAAUCGCUUCCUGCACCUACAUCUCCACAUUACAGUUUGGAUUUUUUGCAUUACGUUGGGAUGAGAAUGUCAAAUGGAACUAGUCAACCUGGUGGAAAUACAACAACUGCCGUCACCACUACACCUUUUCGGACAAAUCCGCAUUUCACCUAUGGCAAUUUUAAUCAACAGUUGCAUCAUCAUCAACAUGUGCUGCACCAGCCACAGCCCUACGGCCAUCAACAUCUUCAGAGACAUUAUCCAGGCAACUUCUAUGCUACCAAUGAAGAACAACUGGUAGUCCAAAGUAACGGGGGUGGGGCUAGUAGCGUUAUCGCUAGUGCAGCUGUGUCUGAUUCGGGAUUCAAUACUACAUUCGGCGUAACGGAGCAUGUGUUGAACAUAUCCGCGGGGGCAGCAUCCAAUGGCUCUGGUAGUACAGAUGCGGUUCCUUAUGGAUAUUCUCAAAACCAGAAUCACCAUCACCAUCAUCAGAAUCAUCCUCCAGGGGGAGGAACACAUCAGUCGUACAGUAAUGGUGGUGGUCAUCAGAGCUAUCAUCACAACAACAACUAUCAGCAGCACAAUCGAAAUUACAACCGUGGUGGACAAUCUGCUGCACAACACAAUGGAAAUUCACAAGGAGGUAAAAGAUCUUGGUACAACAAUUGGCAUGGUAAAAAAGGUGGCAUGGGAAAUGGCAAAUACGGUGGCAAAGGAUUUAACAAUGGUUAUCGCAAAAACUAUCAUUACUACAAUAACAAUCAUCACCUGAACGGUCACAAUGUCUAUGACCACCAAUAUCUAAUGCAUCAACAUCCGGAUCACCUGCGAAGUUUAGUUUAUCUUAGAGGUUACGAUAGAGGCUUUGGGGCACCUCCAAGUCACAGUAGUGCUAGUCGAUCUCCUACUCCUAGCCCUCAAUCAGAAAGCCCUGCAAUUGAAGGAACACAUGAUAACAACUCCAGCAUGACGUUACCGGCAGCUUCGGUCCCCGAUGAUAAGAGUGACAGUGGCAUUGAGGAGGUUGUUCGUAAUCUUAAAAAACUGAACACCGCCCCUAACUCCUCAUCGUCAUCUUCGUCGGUAGUAUCUAUUCCAUCAACCGAUUCGUCGGCGGUGCAUUCCGUAGCAUCUCAGUCUAAUAAUAUAGACAUGUCAUGUACAACGGGUCAUGGGUACGAAUCAGAUUCCUCGCAUUCGUCUGGAUUCAAUAGUCAUUCCUAUCGGCAACGUAAAUAUGCGAACAGUGGUCAAGUGUACCGAUCAUCCUCGUCUACAUCAUCGGGAGUUUCGUCCACGGCAACCUAUCCUCCACAUCUUGCAGACCACACCCUACCGGCGUCAAGUACGGCUGUGAGCACUCCUACGGCAACAAACUCGCAAGUAGCUGAUUUCUUUUUGCGAAGUCAGAGUUAUCAUGGUUCUCAUCAAAAUUUAACAGUAGCUAGUGAAAAUGCUAGUCCUAACCCUCCGGGUUCACCUGUAGGAUUACCGAUGCAACUGGUUAGCACUCAAUCUAUGCCGAUGUUUAGCGAACUUUUCACCGGCCAAAAACCCAACCAGAAUCAACUGUUGCAAUCGAAAACACGGCAAUCAGAACUAGGCGAAGGCAAUCAUACCUCGUUGUACGGAAGCAAUAGCUCGCUGGAGUUGACACUACAACCAGGCAAUCACAGUGAUCCGCCGACCGGUCCCGGCAGUACGUCUUCAGUGAUCUCCACCGCUUCGAAUGCGAGCAAUUCCAGCUUAACGAGCAACGGUAGCAGUAGCGGUUAUAGCAGUAGUAUAGCCCCGUGUUCAACGGUGCCUUCCAACGAACCCAACCUGAUUCAAGGUGGAUAUUCCAAGAGGAGGCAAUCCGGACGACAAUCCCCUAUUUUGAUUAGCUCAACAACUAAAUCCGGUCGUUCUUCGUUUGGUUCUGCUGGAACCUCUGUGUCGACUAUUGCUCCGGAAAGCAACCAUCAAACAUCCCAGUCGCAGCCAGCAUCGCCAACAAGUCCAUCGUCUGCCCAUCGCAAGCAGGAAUCUGCUUGGAACCAAAGUCGUGCUCUGAUACCUGUAGCACCCGCACAGGUUUCGGUAGCACAACCACAACAAACAGCUUUUUCCCCGCUAUACGCCGAGGUGCCGACGAUGAGCGAUUUGAACAACUUCCACACUCCAGCGGACCGAUAUUUGGCCCGUGCCCAUUUGGUUGAAAUGACCGAACCACCAAGCGAGUUGGCGCCAGCUGGCAGCAAAUGGGAAUCACUGUCCCAAGCGGUUUGGGACAAAUUUAUUUCAACUCAGCAAACACAACAAAAGUUUGUGGUAAAGAUACAACUGUGGAGGGUUCUUUUCAUGUUUGUACGGAAAGCGUUUCCUCGACUAAGCUUGUAUCUAGUGGGUAGCACUGUUUCCGGGUUUGCAUCCGAUAGCUCUGACGUUGAUAUGUGUCUCGUAUGCCGGACCGGUGCAGUUCCAUUUGACAUCCGUGGUGAAGCUUUGUUUCAGCUGGGGCAGUUGAAAAAUUAUUUCAUGAACAUUAACACUUCUUUCGAAGAAUUUAGUGUCAUCCAAGCUAAGGUUCCGAUUUUACGAUUCCGGGAUUCAUCAAAUUCCAUCGUCGUAGAUCUCAACUACAAUAACUGUGUUGGCAUUCGGAACAGCCAUUUAUUGUAUUGCUACUCUCAACUGGAUUGGCGUCUCCGGCCGCUGACGCUGGUCGUAAAGCUAUGGGCUCAGCAUCACAACAUUAACGAUGCCAAAAAUAUGACCAUCUCGAGCUAUUCGCUGGUCUUGAUGGUGAUCCACUUUCUCCAGUACGGAGUUAAUCCACCGAUUUUACCUUGUUUGCAUGCAAUGUAUCCGGAUAAAUUUGUGCGGAUGUCGGAUAUAAGUCACCUGGAUUUGAUGGAGGCCAUGGAACCAUAUAAGAAUGAUAACACCCAAACUAUUGGAGAGCUAUUCCUACAGUUUUUGGAGUACUAUGCGAACUUUGACUACAGCCUCUAUGCCAUAUCAGUAAGGACGGCAUCAGUCAUUCCGAUUGAAAGCGCACGUGUUGCUCGGAGCUACAAAAACGAUCCCCAUCACUGGCGACAGUUGUGCAUAGAAGAACCAUUCGAUCUCACCAAUACGGCCCGUUCGGUGUUCGACGCGGACAUCUUCGAGCAAAUCAAAGCCGUAUUUUCGACCUGCUGGAGGAGGCUGAAAGAUACCAACGAUCUCAGCUCAGUGUUCGAAUGCGAGCCGCUGUUCAUUCCGGUGGCUUCCACACUCUCGCUCACGUCAUGAUCCAGCGUCGUCGACGUCGUCGUUUUCAAGUUGUUGAUAUUACUGAGGGUGAGGUCGCACUUAGUCUCUGCCAUAGCCGCCUAAACCGAUAGGUGAGUUUCUUAACCGAAGACUGACCCUACAAAAUGGACAGACAAACUAACGCAGCCGACCGACUCCGUUCACGCUAUCUUGUACAGCAUAUCAACAAUUGUGGAUUCGGUAUUAUGAUUUGGGGAUGGGGAGCGAAAGAGCCUCCCGAUUACAGACAUACAUACACACCCACACAUAUCAGGCGUCAGACUGCUGAUCAUUCCAGGAGGGGAAAAAUUGGAAGAAAGAACAAACUUAAAAAAUAUAGCCCGUACUUUUGCUGUAAGUAGUAAAACUAGAAGGCUUUAAACCAGUCAAAAAAUGGCAAAAAUGUGUUCAUUUUAUCGCCAGUCAUAGUAUGUGUGUAUAUGUGCAAAAAAUCGUAUCGAUCGGGGUCCCGAUCGGACAACAAAACGUCACAGUAGUCAUUGUGUGCAACUUUGGCAUCAGUCAAAUGGAAGAAAGAGAGAGAGAGAGUAUAAGUGGAUGAUAAAAGUGUGUGAGAGCGUGCGAGGAAAUCAUUUAGGAGCUAGGAUAAGGCGAACGGAUGCUUCCGGAAACGUUUCCCGUAGGCAGGCGCUCUGUAUCAUGAAAUGAUCUCGUUUAAAUAUUACGUUAAUUUUCGUGCCAUCGAUUUCUCGUUAUUGUUCUCGUGAGCAAACAAAAGUUUUUGCUGGAUGCGUGAGGCUCAACGCGAGGGGACCAAUGAAUGAUCUGAAGAAAACUGGAUCCUAUAAGAAACUGGAACAAAUCCCGCUUAGAAACCGCUGGUUGUCGAAUCAUCCCCCCGCACCGCAGUCCGAAGUUGGUAGAGUAGGUAGCGUAGUAAAACGACAGGAGAAAAACGCAGUCCGGUUAUACAUAUUAAUAUUUUGUGCUCUAGUAUUAGCUGUCUCCUGCCUAUUGAUGUAGAUGUGACUCAAAUACUCUUUCUAGCUAGUAAGCUUUAUACUACGAAAUCGUAAACGAGCAAAACCACGCUGAAAAGGACUAAAAGGAAACUGAGAGAUCCUACCAGUAAUAUAUAUUUAAAAAUGUUGAAACAUUGGGCUGAAAGAGGCAAAAUUUGCACUGAGCCAUUCACAUACAUGGAAAAAACAAUAAGCUAAGGAGCGAAUACACACACAUACACAAAGAAGACAAACACGUUGGAAAACAGGAAAUGAAUUCAUGUUUUAAAAGGGUUCAUUUUAAAAAAGCAAAAAGAUUUAUAUUAGAAAUUAAAAAAAACACGGCUGUGAAAAAAUUAAGAAAUUUAAAUUAUUGAAAAAGAGUGAAGCAAAACUUAAGGAAACUAAUUAAAGAUAUAUUUUUAGAUUUAAUUUAUACGAAAAAAGGAAGAAUGCGUAAAAUGCAAGAGAACGGAAGGGAAGUAGUGAAUGCAGGAAAAGGAGUAGAAAGUGUAGAAGCGAAGCAGAAAAAAGUAUAAAAAAGUAUUAAAAAAAAUAAUACAAAAAGUUGCAAAAAUACCAAAAAAAAAAAAUAAAAUAAAAUGCCUAACAGACGACGCACGAAAAUUGCAAGUGAUCAAGCAGUUGGAAAAUUGUGUACACACAUAACAAGAAGGCGCAACCAGCAUCGGAAGACAUCGGCAACAAGAACAGAUCAAGCAACAACUAUGUGUGUACGUCUUUAUAGGCAAUCGUCUCGUUUGAGCGAAUCACAAAAAAAAACAAAUAACCAAAAAAAACUAAAAAAAUUAAGAAAAGAUGCGUUUUGUUUGAAGAGAGGCGUAUUCUAUAUUUCAUCUUCUAUUUAUUCCGGUUUUUGCGGAGGGUCAUUGAGACACGGACCUGCCAGGCAAUCUAGGUAUAGGAGGAAGGCAAUCCAUUGUAAAUUAACUCAUCCUUCCACUAGGCAGAUGUUGUUUGUUCGAAGAAGCUCAAUUUGUUGUCUACCAUCUUAUUAUGCUUUUGAUCUUUUCAAGUUAGUAUAGGAUGAAAUCAACUACCGAAAAAAAAACACACACAAAACAUUGUAGCGACAGUUUUGCUCCAUUUUGAUUUCCUUUUCAUCUGUGUAGAUUUCUUAGAAAGGCAAUCUUAGAUUCAAAAAGUGAAAAGUUUUGCAAAAAAUGUUCAAAAAAAAAGUACCGAAAAACAUCAUCUGGAUCGUGUUUUAAUUUUACCACCCUCGAUGUGCAAUGUGCAAUUAAGAAGAAAGCGACAAUUCUUCUUACUCGGUGAAAAAAACCUUGGUUGGUUGUGCGCCGAUUCGUUUCCCGACUACAAGCAGAUAGAGGAAUGGUCUCGUUUUCCUUCUUACAUCGGUUAUCAAAGACGGAACAAAACUAUUACAGUAUAGAACAGCCUCUGUGGUUUUUACAGAAUGAAUCGUUUCUAAGUGAUAUAGGCAAGUGAAAAUUGCCGAAAAAAAUCGAAAAAUUCAAAAUCAAUCAAAUAAAAAGUAGAAAAACAUA